Molecule: messenger RNA, 505 nt
Organism: Terrapene triunguis (Three-toed box turtle)
Lineage: Eukaryota; Metazoa; Chordata; Testudines; Emydidae
Product: maestro heat-like repeat-containing protein family member 1
Exons: 5
Coding region: 1-474 (157 amino acids)
Cellular component (GO): cytoplasm
Source: RefSeq, a predicted model, not a curated record
AUGGAAGGGCUCUGCUGGAUGCUGCGGGACCCCAAGGCGCCUCUGAAGGCUCACGUCGCCGUCCCGCUGGCCCUGCAGGCGAGAACGUUCUUUGAGGAUAACAGCGACCUGAGGCGGGCCUCCAUGGAGCUCUUUGGCCACCUCAGCAAAUUUGUUUCCAAGAAGUCAUCCCUCUUUGGGGCUGAGGUGGAGGAGAGCAUGGGGACGCUGCUUAUCCACCUACAGGACGGGGACCCCCAGGUGGCCCAGGCGUGCAGGGUGACAUUGCUGCACUGCGCACCCUUCCUCAGCUACCAGCCCCUGCGCACGCUCGUGCAGAGCCAGCUAGCUGAGGGGGCGGCCCCCGCCAUCCCCGCCUUCCUGAACGAAGCCUGCAGGACCCUGCUCCAGGACUGCCCAGGGAGGCUGAGCAAGAAGGCUGCCCUGAGAGCAGCAGCUGCCCAGCAGCUGAUAGGAUACAUGAUGGACAAUUGAAGCCAGAGAAGAGCAGGAGGCUUGGACCACC